AUGGGUGGGAGCGGCACGGGUUCUCUGACGGAUAGAGGCUCCCUGGCCUACAAGAUUCGGCUACAGACAUGUAAUGAGUUCCGCUCCGCGCGAUUCAAGGCAAUAACUCCAUUGCCGUCUUCCAAUUAUGACGUGCCGAAAGUACUACAUCGAGAUUCACAUUGGCCCGAGCAUCUGUAUGAGGCAUUGAAAGACCCUCAGCUGACUCUUUCUAGUGUACAAGAUAUAUUUGACUGCUUCGGAGAAAGGACAGUAUGUUACGCCGUCAACAGAUAUAUGCCCCAAACGGUUUCUUUAGACGACGACGUCAAGGAGAUAGGGGAGCAAGAGAUGGUCGCCGAGGGGGAGCAAGAGAUGGUCGCCGAGGGGGACCAAGAAGUGGUCUCAGAUGGGAAGGUAGCGGAAGAAACGGUGAAUGUUGAUACGCUGGAAAAGUGGAAGCAGAGGGAUCCUUUAUGGUUGCAGGAACUCAUAGUGUGGUGUUGUGUAGUGCAGCUGGGUUCUUUAAUGGCGAAACGGAUUCGUGAGCAGGGUAAAUAUGAAGAGGAAAUUCGAGCUUUUAAGAGGUCUCGAUCGAGAUUAAUUUUUUGUGAAUUGUGGUAUCAGCUUUUGUGGAACGAAUCCUACGGAGAUGCUACCACAUGGUCUUCGUUGCCCCCGCGGAAUCCUCAGGAAGUUGUUGAGAAGAUGAUUUCUGAGAGUUUUCGGGACCUGCGGAUGAAAGAUCUGACGGCAGUGGAUUUGUUGGAUUCUUUCGAGUCAUUCUACUAUAAGAUAAUACAUCAUGUUAAGGAAAUUGAGUCUGCCAAUAGUAAGACUAUUGAUAAGUUGAAGCUAUGGUGGAUGAAGAAAGAUUACAAAUAUGUUUGCCAGACGUAUCAAGAUAUGGUUCAUAAGACAAUGUUUUAUGACGUCCUACAGUUAUUGGAGGAGUCUCUCGCUAGAUAUCUGAGGUGUAUAUUGCAGAUUUUGGAUUCAACCAAUCGACAUAAGAGAUAUGGUAUCCUUCAAUUGGUCCCUAAUAUAAGUCAUAACUGGUUGUAUAAGCUGGGUCGUACCCAUGCAUAUGAGUCUAUAUGUUUAUGCAUAAGUUGGUUUAUGACAAGGUCGUAUCGUGGUAUGGGCUUGAUGACUUGUGAGUAUUUUGUGCAAAGUCUUCAUCGAGUAACAGAAAACUUGGUUGAAAAAAUGCUCGAAUCCGAGGUCAUGUGGGAACAGAAGGAUUGGGGAACUAGAACUGAAUCCACAGAAGAAGAAGAGCUCAGACCGCUUGUGAAGGAGUUAUUCCCUAUAACACAAGAAACUAUGGAAGAACAGGAAAAUGUCUUCUUGUCGCAUCAAAAUACUCAUGUAUUUGAAGAUAAAUCCAUGCAUAAGAAGAACCCCAAAUAUCUCUUUGAGCUAUUAAUGCGGCUCUUAUGUUCUUCCUACCACAAUCCAACAAACGUGUGUGCGCGAAAUGGCACACACAUCCUGAGAUCUGACCUGAUUAGGCAGACGUUGGAGGAAAGUAUUACCAUAAUUGACCUCUCUCAUUUCAACAAGAACGCACAAGAACACUUAGCCAGCUUGGGUUCAUUUAAAUUGGACGAUUUAAUGAAGGGAAUGAUCUCUGGAGAGCGACAUGUAAUGCAACAGUGGUCAUUGGACUGGCUGAUUUAUUCUGAGGCAGCUAGUGAGUCCGCUAUUCAAAUGGGUAGCUGGUUUUAUCACGGUAGUACAAAGGACGAGCUGGUCUCCUUGACUGGGUCUUUGGUGCGAAUUAAGAACAAAUUGUUAGAGCUAUCUGCAAGUUAUAACGUCGGGAUUUUGCCGCAAAUUGCCGGUAUUGUAGACCGACUCAAUAUCAUUCUGCACUUGCCGCUGCUUACCACCUCGGGCGCCACGUUACAUUACCAUCUCGAAAAGUUGUGGGACGUCCUGAAUAUCUGGAUUAAGCAUUACGCCACACGGGAGCACAAGAUGACUGCUGAGACUGAGACCAUUAGCCAAGCAAUCACCCACCUCAGACAAAAAGAAGUAGCUGAAUGGUCGUCACUUUGCUACACCAGACAGAAGAAGGCCGGGCAGCGCUUUUUCGACGUCAGUGCUGUCAAAGUUCUGACCGCCGUAAUGGGAUGUCGGAAAAAAUGGAACACCACCGAAGCCGAGGUUGAAAUCGUUUCCCUCAUCGAUGAUAUUAUGCAAUGCAAACUGGGCGGCUGCAACGUAGCUGAAAUACCCCUCAUACGGUGCUUACUCAGGAGCCUCGCUGACAUCUUCCAUGAUCUUACACUUAACUCACAGCAGCAGUUGAUGCAACAGCAAGCAACCGAACAGCAAGCAACCGAACAGCAAGCAGCCGAACAGCAAUCGGUGCAAGAGCAAUGCCGGUGGCUAAGCCAGUUGCUGUAUAACUUGUGUAGGUGGACAGACCGGUAUGAGGUCGUCGCUCGAGGCUGGGUCCAAGCUCAAAUCACUCCCUGGAGGAAGGAGAUAUCCGACAUACAACAUCUAAUGAAACUAGAGGCGAGAACAGUUGAACGGGACCGAAGGAAUUUGCAGACGAAGCACCUACAAUUGGCGAGAGCAGUCAGUAAAAUCGACACCGUGUUCCAAACCACUUCCGGGUUUGUUUACCAAGCAGUGAUUGGCAGUACGUCCUGUGCAGAGAAGCUCAUCGCCGGCAACGCACCGUUCACCGUGGCCGAUUUAGAGCCUUUGGAGAACUUGGUACUCAAGUUCGACCUGUCCGGAACGGGCCACUCCGGAGCGGACAACGCCGAGGCGGACCGGCCCACGGAGGAUCAAGAUGGUGAGGAUCAGGACGGACGUGUGUGGACCGUGUCCGGGGCUCUGCGGCGACAGGAGGAAUUCUACAGUCUGAAGGAGCAAAUAGAGCAGCUCUUAGUGGACUUACCUCGGCCGCAGGUUCAGCGUCUGCUCGCAACGAUAAGGAACAAGGUUCGGAAAUCUGUCGGCCAGGAAGCGUGGAUCACUUGCAGUCGAAACCACGGUUCAAAACGGAUUGUACUCAGUGCGUUGGAAAAAACGUUCGCCCGACAUUACUGUUGUGAUGAAGCUUGGAGCAGCGUUAAGCAAGGCAGUCUUCCACGGAACAGUUUUAUUCGGAACAGUUUUAUUCGGGGCAGUGUUCCCCCGGAUAGCCACCUACGUGGAUUAAUAAGUGCUUGUGCAGAAUUCUUUUCGUUAGAAGAAAGUGCGUGUGACCCGGAGUUUCUGAAAGAGUGCGGUGAUUGGAGUUGUCUACUCGUGAACUUGGUUACGAGGGUGCUGGACUCCUACCGGCGUUUAGAGGUCAUGCGGCUGUGGUCGCAGCACCUUGUCCGGGUUUUGACGGGCGGUUUGGCCGACGGAAUGGUUAUGGUGAGUGUUUUCAGAGACCGUCUCUUUGCCGUGGAAAAUGUCUUGGAUGAUCUGGAAAGAUUCAGUAAGGUAAUUGCCUUGCUUACCGCCAAACCCGCAGUCGGAGAACCUGAAAGAAGCGGCGCAAUUGUUCCUCCGGCGUGGCUACUUGAUACCCAAAGUAGCGAAAGUUUAUCCUGGCACACACGUGUGCUCUCAAAUAUCCAAGACGAUUGCCUGGUACUGCCGCUGAGGAACUUUGAAAACUACAUAACAAAAUUGAUUUCCGACCUGAGCCACUGGCUCUCCGAAGUGCAGUCCUCCUUCGAUACCGGGCUCGGAAUCGACUCUAAAACUACGGACAAAUAUGUACACAAAAUCAAAAGCGCUAUUGCCGAACUCUCGGGUCUCCUGAAGGCUGUUAAGACGGCGCCUAUGGAAUACCUUAAUCAUGACGAUAUCCUGGCAGGGCAGGCGGCAGAGAUCGUCAGCAUUUGCCACAACCCUCUCCAGCCCGCUCCGACUGGUGCCUCAUCGACAGGCGGUGCCAGCGCCCCAGCCGGUACCCGGACAUCGGCUGACGACAUCGCGUCAGCCGUCGGUGCGUGCGGAAGCGUGGUUCGGACCUCGAUUAAGCGUUUCGCAUGCACAGCGACCGGGAAGGAGGCCGCCGUGACGGGCGAGGAUGAUGACGAGAAAUCAGGACAAAUUUUGGGCCGGCUGAGCACGAACGCGCGCGUAUUAUUGGAUGGCGUGCUGAGUCGUCAGCGGAUGUUAUUGAACGUACCGAUUACGUUGGCAGUGGUCGGUGGCCAGUUGGCGCGGUUCGGCAUGAACUUUGAGGCGGGUGAGGACGAGAGGGAGCCGGAACCCCGACAAGGCGAGGACGAGUUUGUGCAAGGCAGCGGCCUGGCUGAGGGGUCGGGUGUGAAGGAGGCGGGGGAGGAGUUGGAAAAUGAGGUGGACUUCGACACGCUACAGGAGGAGACGAAGCCUCAGGAGCAAGAGAAACAUGACAGCCCGAACGAGGGAAAGGACGUGCGAAUGGGCUUCGAAGGCGAGCUCGAAGACCUGCCCGACCCUGAACCCGGCACGGAACCGGAACCGGACCGCCGAGAAGAGGAGGAGGAGUUCCACCAAGUGGACGGUGGCGACACGCAGCAAUUGGAACCCGAAGACGACGGCGAAGACGACGGCAGAAAUGAGCAAGACAACCGGCUAAGCGAAGAACCGACCGGCCCGGCCGAGGAGCUGCUCGAAGAGGAUUUCCGUGCCAACCAAAACCCGUCAGACAAAGAUCCUUCGGGCAAGGAUGCUCACAGCGCCUCUGAAGCCGAGGCGGACGAGGUGGAGAUGGAAGGCGAAGGCAAAUGCGGAGCCGAAGACGAAGACGAAGGCGAAGAGCAAGGGGAGCAGGAGGAGCAGAGCUCACGUGACGUCGAGGGAGACGUUCGCGGUGACAAGCCGGAGGGUACGGAGGAGGCACGCGUAGAGGACGCGGACAUGGAUGACGCGGCUAUGGAGGAAGGCGAAGCGGACAAGACGGUGGACGUGGACGACUUGCUGGGUGAGAGCGAUGAGGACGAGGACGGCAGCGGGCCGCCGGAAGAGUACUUGGCGGAACACGGUGAGGAGGCGGCAGAGCCGAACGCGGAAGAAGGUCAAGACGUGGACGAGACGCUACCACCGGACGCUCGGACCGAUGGGCCCGAAGGGGAGGAGGAAGAAGAGCCGAAGCCAGAUAGAGGAGGGCGGGAAGACGAUGGCGGUGUCAAGGAGGCGGGACAGAAGGACGAGGACAUGCGCGAAGGUGGUACAGAACAGAGUCCGGAGAAUGGCACUGCCGAGACGGCCGGAGGCCUUUCGAGCGAGGGUGGCGGACAGCUGGAACAGGGCCAGGGAGGUUCAGCUGCGGAACGCAUUGCUAAGACCGACGCCGCCUCGGCCGGGGGUCCGCGGUCGUCGCGGAACGUCGCGGAACUGGUUACAGGCGACGAGACCCUGGAGGAGACCGCGGCGGACGAAACGGCGGCUGGCGAGGGAGACAUGCAGAUGGGCCAGCUGGACGAGACCGCGGAUGACAGCGCAAACGCGUUUGGUAAAAACGCCGAUGAAUUGCCGGCCGAACGACCAGACCUGCCGGUGGAUAGGCCGGGACGCCAACUGGCGGAUCCCGUGGCGGUACUUGAGGAGAUUGUUCACGAGCCAGAGUCUUCGGACAACCGGGCUAAAGAUGGCCAAGAAGAAGGUCCGAAGCGGGAAGAAGGUCCGAAGCGGGAAGAAGGUCCUAACGAUGGAAAGCAGGAAGAUGGCCAGAAAGAGGACCGGGGAGAGGACCAGAGGGACAGGAAAGUGCCGGAGGUACGGUACCGCGAGUCAGAACGGAAGGAGAAGGCCAAAAAGUCGCUGCUUGCCGACUGCGACCCCGCGGUGCAGGAGUUUCAGCGCGCAGACCCGAGCGUCGAGCAGGACGCACAGGCCAUGGUCGGGCGGCUCGUGGAGUCGCUGCGCACGGUCCUGGUGCCGACAAACCAGGGCCGGUACGAGGGCUACUACCGGACGGGCAAACGCCUGGAUAUGCGCCAGGUCAUCAGCUUCAUCGCGAGUGACUAUCGCAAAGACCGUAUCUGGUUGCGACGCACCAAGCUGUCUAAGAAGCGGUACCGGGUUAUUAUUGCACUCGAUGCCUCAAAGUCUAUGCACACGUUGGGUGUCCACCGCUCCGCCAUCGUCGCCGGUUUGGCCCUUAAAGGGGCGAUGGACCAACUUGAGGCCGGCGAAGUCAGCUUCAUGGAGUUCGGUCGUGCUGUUGGGACUACAGCGCCAGGGGUCGUUGGGGCCCCUGGCGCUGUGGUCCCAUCGGCUGCGGUUGCUUCGUCGGCGGCCACUUCAAUUGCAGCUGGGGCCUCCGCAGCUGUGGGGGGUGACACGUUCAACUCGAUGCUAUCGGGGAUGUUGCACAGCUUGUGUAAGGAUCUCGACAAUGCAGAGGGGUCUUAUGAUGCCUCGCUGGUCGUCAUCCUCAGUGACGGACGGUUCAACCACAGCAACUUGCACCUCGCUCUCUCACGGAUGAAGACCGCGAACGUUGUACCGGUCCUGCUGCUUUUCGACAAGAGCAUUUUGGACGUGAAAACGCCUGUUUUCGAGGGCGGGACAGUUACCUUCCGUCCGUGGCUGGACCCCAGCACCUUCCCGUUCAAGUACUACUCUGUCGUACAGAAUGGAGACCGCAUAGAACAGCUCAUCACCGAUGUCGUCAGAGAAUGGGUGGCCAAAGAACAACAGUGGCUCUAA
Messenger RNA from Gregarina niphandrodes, 6642 nucleotides. RefSeq names its product midasin. The transcript has 2 exons. Gene Ontology annotation, biological process: rRNA processing; ribosomal large subunit assembly. The record is from RefSeq and is a predicted model, not a curated record. Bases 1 to 6642 code for a protein of 2213 amino acids. Gene Ontology annotation, cellular component: preribosome, large subunit precursor. Lineage: Eukaryota; Apicomplexa; Conoidasida; Eugregarinorida; Gregarinidae.